AUUCCAACAAACUGUAUCUGUCUCUUUAAAAUCUAACCAUUUUCUACUUUCUACUCCACCCUUUUUCUAAAUCUCUCAUCACUAACCCUUUUCUUCCUCUCCCAUACAACAUGAACAACAACAACAGUAACAAAACCCAAUCACAUGAUGAAAACCCAUUUGCAUCCCCACCACCAUCAUCAUCAUCACCUCCUGCUACAUCUCAGAAUUGGGGAACUCACAUGAUGGGAGCACCAGCAAUCCCAAGUAGUCACCCAGACAACAAAAAAGCAGCUUUACAAACCGAUCCAAAUCAACAACCUCAAGUCCAAUAUUACCAACAAGAUCAUCCUUAUAUUCAACACACCCCUGUCGAAAAACCUGCCAACUCUCCCAUGGAAUCAAUUCUCCACAUGUUCGAUUCCUGGAGCAAAAAAGCCGAAGCCACCGCCAACAACAUCUGGCACAAUCUUAAAACAGGACCUUCUGUGUCUUCAGCUGCUAUGGGAAAGAUGAAUCUGACGGUAAAAGCGAUAUCAGAGGGUGGAUUUGAGUCACUCUACAAACAAAUAUUCACUACCUAUCCAAAUGAAACGCUGAAAAAGACAUUUGCUUGUUAUCUUUCAACAACAACGGGACCUGUUGCAGGAACUCUUUACCUGUCUAAUAUUCAUCUAGCGUUUUGCAGUGAUCGUCCGUUGAGUUUCACUGCUCCCUCUGGCCAACAAACUUGGAGCAUCUACAAGGUGAUGGUGCCUUUGGGGAAGAUUGGAACGGUUAAUCCUGUGAUCAUGAAGGAGAAUCAGUCAGAGAAGUAUAUUCAGAUUGUGACUGUGGAUGGACAUGAUUUUUGGUUCAUGGGUUUUGUGAAUUAUGAUAAAGCAAUGAAGAAUUUAUCAGAAGGUGUCUCGCAAUUUGCUGUGCCGGGUGUAGCAGUGCCAUCGAGCAACUAGUUCUUGAGGCUGGAUUUUGAUAAAUUCUGUUAAAUUGGAGUAUGUGAUUGUUUUAAUUUGUUGUUUUUGUUAGGUCUAUUGUGAAGUAAUAUACCUUUGUUUAAAUAAAAUGAUUUUGUAGUUUGUGUA
This is a messenger RNA of Vicia villosa (hairy vetch), 1061 nucleotides long. Its product is annotated as GEM-like protein 5. The coding region runs from base 111 to 932 and encodes 273 amino acids. NCBI's taxonomy places the organism in Eukaryota, Viridiplantae, Streptophyta, Magnoliopsida, Fabales, Fabaceae. The transcript is spliced from 2 exons. The record is from RefSeq and is a predicted model, not a curated record.